This is a messenger RNA of Letharia columbiana, 855 nucleotides long. RefSeq lists its product as uncharacterized. The transcript has 2 exons. The coding region runs from base 1 to 855 and encodes 284 amino acids. Lineage: Eukaryota; Fungi; Ascomycota; Lecanoromycetes; Lecanorales; Parmeliaceae. Gene Ontology annotation, biological process: transmembrane transport. Gene Ontology annotation, molecular function: transmembrane transporter activity. The record is from RefSeq and is a predicted model, not a curated record.
AUGUCAUGGACUCUAAAACUCAAGACUCCAAAGACAGCCCUAGUAGCUGGGCUGAAAGCGCUAGUAGCUGGGCUGAAAGCGAUAGACUGGCUUAACUAUCUCACGAUUGUCGGUAGAACUGUCAUGAUCCUCGUCGGAAUGAACCUCGGCGGCUCGUCAUAUCCAUGGAAUCCCGCAACGGUCAUCUACCUCCUCGUUUUUGGAGUCUCUACUUUAAUCCUCUUCAUUCUCGGUGAGUGGAAAAUUCCGCAAGUCCCUUUCAUCCCUCUGAGCAUCAUUAACACGUGGCAACGUUCGCCCACGCUUGUUGCUGCUUUGCUCCACGGCUUCGUGCUCUCCAUCACUUUCUACUUCCUUCCACUAUACUUCCAAUCUGUACUCGGAACUAGUGCCUUGUUUUCAGGGGUCUUGCUACUACCGAUGGCCAUUCCUGUAUUCGUCGUAGAUGCUUUCACAGGCUGGGUUAUCUCCGCGAUGGGGGUGUAUACAUGCGGUCUACUUAUUGAUCUACCACACUCGCGACAAUGGGCCCGGGUGGCUAUAUUUCAGAUCAUUCUUGGUGCCGGUAUCGAUCCAAACUUCCAGGCACUGACCAUCGCUUUCCAAAGCGCUGUCAAGAGCAGCGACGUCGGUACAGCUACCUCUACAUUCAGCUUCGUCAGAAAUCUUGCUACUAGCAUAGGACUUAUUCUUGGCGAAGUAGUCUUUCAAAACGUCAUGCGUGGGCAAUAUAAACUUACUGGCACAUUAGCCAAUGGAGGAGGGGCGUCUAGUGUUUUCACAGUCAACAAAUUACCCGCAGAUCAGAAGACUGCAGCACGGGACGCGUAUUAUAUUGCAAUUCGCGAUUUGUAG